Diuraphis noxia (Russian wheat aphid) is the source of this 1384-nucleotide messenger RNA. RefSeq lists its product as uncharacterized. NCBI's taxonomy places the organism in Eukaryota, Metazoa, Arthropoda, Insecta, Hemiptera, Aphididae. The record is from RefSeq and is a predicted model, not a curated record.
UGUCACACGAAAUCUCAUGAGACGAGUUAUAAUCAUAAUACUUACAGAACAUAACGCUGCGAUACAUAUUUUAAUCACGAUAUCGAUCGAUUAUUCAAACAAAUUAUUUUAAUAAUAUAUCAAAUCGUUUGUGAAGCAAAUAUUAUAAUUCUAUUGAUGUUGGUAUAGCAUGGAUCGAGUGUUCAAUCAUUUGCGGUACGUCCGGUGUCCAACAUGUUCCCGCGUCUUCUGUUGCACCAAACACCGGGUGGAACACGAGCGGCGCGUACAUGUCGCAGUUCCGGGAGGGCCGGUGAUCAGACGCCGUUUCCGGUCGUCGCAUGUUCUGCAGCAUCCAGGAAAACAGCAGACGGUCCAUGCCGGUGGUCACUCUUCCGGACGGAAGAGAUUGCACGGCGUGUCUAGCAUCUCGAACACGGCGCAGUCCAUCGGUAGCGGCCUGCGAUUGUUGGAGCAGCGUCAUCACCGCCGGGUCGAGGAGCUGCGUCGUACCGAGGAGCUGCGCUGCACCGAGGAACUUCGUAGGACUGAGGAACAGCGCUGGACCGUGGAACAGCGUGCAGCGAUGAUAGAGAUGUGCGCCAGGACCAUACUCAAAGCUCGUCGGUCCAGCCUGACGACCAUCAGGCACCUUCGCCCAGUGGCCGAGAGUAGUCCCGCGGUUCCGUUGCAGCAACCGUGUACGCCRCACGCCUCGUGUACGGACGUCGCACAGUCUGCGACCACGCCCGUCGAAUGGUCGGUAGUCGUUUCGUCGGUGGGUAGCCCGCCAAGUUUUUACCAGACACCGAUGCAGACACCAACGCAAAAUUUCCAGGACACGCCAUUGGAACAAAAGCUCYCUGACACGCCGUUACAAAAGCUCCCUGACAUGCCGUUGCAAACACUCUCAACCACACCGUUGCAAACGCUCUCAGACACACCCGUCAUCGGCAAACCACGGCGCAAUGGCAUAAGUGUUAAGCGGCCAUCGACAGACGACGGUUCGACGCAAAAAGGAUUUUUCUGGUCGAACAUGGCUCGUCGCUUCCGGUUGGCGCUGCGGCCCUCCAAACCCAAAGUCCACGAGAGUGACUACAGCCCAUCGCCUUCCGAAACAGAAAACGUAAGCUAUGCCAUGGUCAAUCCGUAUGGGAACAUAAAACCGAGGAAGCCAAUUUGCAACAACGACACGUUGUCAACACCCGUCCAUCCUAGGCCGUCGCUCGAGGCCAUACGUAAAGCCCACGAAGAAGCGAGCAAGGCUUUUAAUAGAUUUAUGACCGAUUAAAAAAUAUUGCUUGGUAAGUGCUACAGACAUACUUCACUUAGUGAUAGGUAUUUUUUAUUGUACACUACUAUAUAUAUAUAUAUUUUAUCUAUCGAUUUUUAUAAGCUUUUUUUA